Messenger RNA from Cryptotermes secundus, 1800 nucleotides. RefSeq lists its product as uncharacterized. The transcript is spliced from 2 exons. Bases 26 to 1354 code for a protein of 442 amino acids. The record is from RefSeq and is a predicted model, not a curated record. Lineage: Eukaryota; Metazoa; Arthropoda; Insecta; Blattodea; Kalotermitidae. Gene Ontology annotation, molecular function: catalytic activity.
AAAGCCCUAUAAUCUGUUUGAAAGCAUGAUCCAAGAAGAACACUUCGAGGCCAGUAUGGUUGAACUUACCAAGUUUAAUACAAUUAUUAUUUGUAUCUACAGAACUCCUAAUAGUAAUAUUAAUACAUUUAUUGAAAUCCUGGAUACUAUAAUAAAUAAUAUAAUAAGCAAAAGGAAGAGCAUUAUUAUUGUAGGUGAUUUCAACAUAGAUUUCUUGGGUAGCAAUGUAAAUCCUCAAUUACAGACAAUGUUAAAUUCAUACGGUCUACAAGCAAUAGUUGAUGUCCCAACAAGAAUAGGAUUUAGAAGUCAAACAGCGAUAGAUCAAAUAAUAUUAAAUAAAUACUUAUGGGAUUACAACUUUAAGGUAAUUGCAACAGGAUUCUCUGAUCAUUUUGCGCAAAUAUUACAAGUACAGAUGCAGCAUAUAAAUAAAAGGAGGCAAGCUGCAGUUAAAGAAGAAUUCAGGACAGUUAGACCUUGUACUGAAGAGAAUGUUCAAUACCUAAACUACCUAUUGGAGGAGGAGUCUUGGGAACCUGUUUUUAGGCAAACUUCAGUAAAUGAUGCAUAUAAUGAAUUUUUAGGUACUUUCCAGUAUUAUUAUAACAUAGCUAUGCCUAAAAAGCGGGUAAAAACUAAUCAACUAGGAAAUAAAUGGGUUACCUCAGGUAUAAGGGUAUCAAGCACCAGGCUCAGGUUUCUUAAUAGAUUAAUGAAAGAAAGAAACAUGUCAGAAGAGUUCAAACAAUAUUACUAUCGGUAUAAGAAAAUUUACAACAGAGUAAUUAGCGAGGCCAAGAAAUUAUCUAAUAACAUACGGAUAAAUACAGCAGGAAACAAAUCUAAAGCUAUGUGGGACCUAAUUAAACAGGAGUUAGGCAAACAUAAAAAAGAAACUAGGAAUAUUGAAAUAAAUGUAAAUGGGACAAAUACACAGGAUCCAAAAGUCAUAGCUAAUGUCUUUAAUGACUAUUAUACCAGCAUUGCUCACGAUAUCUUGAAUAGAAAUCCACUACAAAAAAAUAUUGAAGUUAAUGUCAAUGCAAAAAAAUAUAACAGUGGUAGUACGUUUUUAAAUCCAACUACAGAAGUAGAAGUGGCAGGCAUAAUAAAAAAAUUUAAUAACAAAAAAUCAACCGGUGUAGAUGAAAUCUCAGAUUAUAUUAUUAAGAAAUGUUAUCCUAAGAUAACACAUGCUUUGACAUACAUAAUUAACUUGUCAUUCUCAACUGGAUAUUUUCCAGACCAGUUAAAAAUUGCAAAAGUGAAACCAUUGUACCAAAAAGGACUUGAUACAGAAGUUGUGAAUUACAGACCAAUUUCGCUGAUCUGUUUUCUCAAAAAUAAUUGAAAAAAUCAUGCAGACAAGACUCUUUAUCAUUUCUAAAAAGCCAUAGUAUAAUUAGUGAUAAACAGCAUGGCUUCUGUAAAUGGAAAUCAACGAAUACUGUAAUUGCAGAGUUUCUUAAAAGGGUUUAUAAAUCUGUGGACAAGAGGGAAAUAAGUAUAGGGUUAUUCUUGGAUCUGUCAAAAGCAUUUGACUUAGUAGAUCAUGACAUCUUGCUUGGAAAAAUGGCAGAAAUAGGAAUACGAGGGGUUGCACAAAAUUGGUUUCAAUCAUAUUUAGAAAACAGGGAACAAACGGUGGAAACUACCUAUAGACAUAAAGAAACUAAUGAAAUUACUAAUUGUUUAUCACAAAAGAAACCAAUAAGAUAUGGUGUUCCACAAGGUUCUGUUCUCGGACCAAUGUUAUUUUUUAUAUAUAUUAACGACCUAGAAUCUAGCAUAGAGCAU